Molecule: messenger RNA, 414 nt
Organism: Saprolegnia diclina VS20
Lineage: Eukaryota; Oomycota; Saprolegniomycetes; Saprolegniales; Saprolegniaceae
Exons: 3
Coding region: 1-414 (137 amino acids)
Source: RefSeq, a predicted model, not a curated record
AUGGUCGCGCAGCACGUGGCCCGGCUGGGGAGCGACGAUGCGCUCGCAGAUGUCACGCCAUCGACGUCGACGACGGAGCUCAAACAGCUGCUCGAGCUCGCCUCCGGGCUCACGCACGAGGUGCUGCGCUUCCGGCUGACGCUGGUGGAUGGCACAACGAUCGACUUGCGCACGGGCCGAUCCGCCACGAUGGCUACCCUCCUGCGUCUGAUUCAGCGCGAAAUCGCAACGACGACGUGGUCGCUUUCGUGGAAGAGCGUGCUCAAGGCCCACGAGCUACGCUGCAAUGGCACACCGCUGGUCGCCCCAGCCAAGCAGGCCGCGCUCUCCACGUACCCUAUGGUGCACGUAAAUGGCAUCAACGAGCUCGUGUUCCAGCGCCAUGUCCAGCGCCGACGCGAGAAGCGAAAAUAA